Molecule: messenger RNA, 1057 nt
Organism: Pistacia vera
Lineage: Eukaryota; Viridiplantae; Streptophyta; Magnoliopsida; Sapindales; Anacardiaceae
Product: protein Iojap, chloroplastic-like
Exons: 5
Coding region: 81-812 (243 amino acids)
Biological process (GO): negative regulation of ribosome biogenesis; negative regulation of translation
Molecular function (GO): ribosomal large subunit binding
Source: RefSeq, a predicted model, not a curated record
UCUUAGAAGUUAAAAAAGAGUAUCUUUCUAAUCUUCAAAAAUCUGCCACUUUCAUUACUUAUCAGUUAUCAGAAGCAACAAUGCCCAUCUCCACCACUCUAUCCAUCCCCGGCGUCGGUGCCGGCACCUUACUUUCUGGUGAGUUCCAGCAACUGGGUCGUGUUGAAACCAAGCUCUCUCACGAAGCCAGAAAACAUUGUAUUUAUGGGCACCGUUUGCCGAAUUACAAGUGCUUUUGGCAAGUACCCAGAAGCAAAAACUUGAAGAAUUUUAAGCCUAGAGAAUUUCCUUUGCAUUUUGCUUAUGGAAAAGAUGCUGAAGAUAGCUCUCUUUCGAAUCUGAGUGAAGAUACUGAUGAAAUGUUUGAUGACUUGUUUAAAAAAUAUGGAGAAGUUGUAUUCAGGAGAAAUGACCAAAAGCUUCCAAGUGCUGAAGUUGAUGAUGACGCUGAAAGCUUAUCAUUUGCUGUGGCAAUGGCCCGGGUUGCAAGUGACGUGAAGGCUGCAGACAUAAAAGUUCUCUUUGUGAAGCCUCUUGUGUAUUGGACUCGGUUUUUUAUCAUUGCAACUGCGUUUUCUCGCCCUCAGAUUGAUGCUAUUGGAUCCAGAAUAAAAGAUCUAGCUGAAAAGAAGUAUGGAAGGAUCCCAUCUGGGGACUCAAAACCCAACUCGUGGACCCUUUUGGAUUUUGGUGAUGUCGUUAUCCACAUAUUUCUUCCAGAUCAGAGAGCUUUUUACAACUUAGAAGAAUUUUAUGGAAAUGCAACUCCAAUUGAGCUGCCCUUCGAAAACCAACCCCCAUUACAGAGCUGAGUUACUUUAAAAGCUUGUGCUGAUGGAUGCAGUGUUGGCCAGCUUUCAAGGAGGCAGAUUUCGCCUCUACUCGUUUUCAUCUGUUCAAAGAUUCUUAUCUCAAAACUCACAGAGAGGCUGCACAUUUGUUGAUUCUGCGUUUCUGAAUGUGUGCUUGUUUGAGAUGAUUAUUCACUAGUCAGCAAUGGGCUAUAAGAAUGGUGCAGUGUUGUAAUAUCUCAGUAUUAACUAUUUCUGAUCCAGUU